This is a messenger RNA of Canariomyces notabilis, 2018 nucleotides long. Its product is annotated as POB3-like protein. Gene Ontology annotation, cellular component: FACT complex; nucleus. Gene Ontology annotation, molecular function: histone binding; nucleosome binding; DNA binding. The transcript has 5 exons. NCBI's taxonomy places the organism in Eukaryota, Fungi, Ascomycota, Sordariomycetes, Sordariales, Chaetomiaceae. The coding region runs from base 88 to 1797 and encodes 569 amino acids. The record is from RefSeq and is a predicted model, not a curated record.
UAACGGGAAGAAGUUGUUAAAAUCACCAACUAUCCCCCAACAUUCAGCUUGCCCCAUCCCACAACAUCUGAACCAGGCGGUCGCAUUAUGGCAGCUAUUGAAAGUUUCGAUAAUAUCUACCUGGACUUGUCUAAAGAGCACGGCAAGUGCAGGUUUGCCGAGAAUGGUCUCGGUUGGAAGCCAGCCGGCGGUGGCGAAGCCUUCACUCUUGACCAGAGUAACAUCGGCGGUGCGCAAUGGAGCAGAGCCGCUAAGGGCUACGAGGUGAAGAUCCUGCAUCGAAACUCAGGCGUCAUUCAAUUGGAUGGCUUCCAGCAAGAGGACUAUGAGCGUCUCAGCAAGAUCUUCAAGAACUGGUACAGCACCAAUCUCGAAAACAAAGAACACUCGCUGCGCGGCUGGAACUGGGGAAAGGCGGAAUUUGGAAAGGCUGAGCUGUCGUUCAACGUCCAGAACCGACCCGCCUUUGAGAUCCCGUACUCGGAGAUAUCCAACACGAACCUCGCUGGUCGUAACGAGAUAGCCGUUGAGUUUGCCGUCGGCGAGACGGGCAAGGCCAACGGCGUCAAUGGCGCGACUCCGGGGAAAGGCAAAAAGGCUUCGGCCGGGAAGGAUCAGCUCGUCGAGAUGAGAUUCUACAUCCCGGGCGUGACAACAAGGAAAGAAGCCGAGGGUGGCGACGCCGGCAGCGACGCUGAUGAAGAAGAAAAGAGCGCCGUAACUCUAUUCUACGAUACCCUCAUUGAAAAGGCUGAGAUUGGGGAGACGGCCGGCGACACGAUUGCCACAUUCCUGGAUGUUUUGCAUCUCACGCCCAGAGGACGGUUCGAUAUCGACAUGUAUGACGCGUCGUUUCGACUUCGCGGCAAGACGUACGACUACAAGAUUCAGUACGAGGCUAUCAAAAAGUUCAUGGUGCUGCCCAAACCCGACGACCUACAUUUCAUGCUCUGCAUAGGACUAGACCCUCCGCUGCGACAGGGUCAGACGCGCUACCCGUUCAUCGUCAUGCAGUUCAAGCAAGAUGAAGAGGUUACGUUGGAUCUCAACUUAUCUGAAGAAGAGCUCAAUGGCAGGUACAAGGACAAACUGCAGGCCCAUUACGAGCAACCGCUGCAUCAGGUCGUCACGUAUAUCUUCAAGGGGUUGGCGAACAAGAAGGUCACAGCUCCUGCAAAGGACUUUACAACGCAUCGCCAACAAUACGGCAUCAAGUGCUCAAUCAAGGCGAGCGAGGGCUUCCUCUACUGCCUAGAGAAGGCCUUCAUGUUUGUGCCAAAACCCGCAACAUACAUCUCGUAUGAGCAGACACAAUCGAUUACCUUUUCCCGUGUGGGUGGCGCGGUUUCGGCUCUCUCGACGUUUGAUAUUACAGUCCACAUGAAGAGCGGUGCAGGUUCCUCUCAGUUCAGCAACAUUAACCGUGAAGACCUGAAAGCACUGGAGGAUUUCUUCAAGCUCAAAGGGCUGCGGGUCAAGAACGAAAUCGACGAGGAUGCGAACCUUCUGGCCGCAGCCAUGAGGGAUGAGGACAUGGCCAGCUCUGAUGAGGAGGUUGUUGGUGCCAAGGCGGACCGCGGGUCGGCAGAUGAGGACGAGGAGAGCGUCGAUGAAGACUUCCAAGCCGAAUCCGAAAGCGAUGUCGCCGAGGAAUAUGACAGCAACCAUGAAAGCGACGGCUCUGGCAGUGCAGAAAGCGAUGUUGAUAAUGAGGUUGACGAAGACGAAGAUGAGGAGAUGGAGGACGCAGAGGAGGAGGAGGAUGAACGGCCAAAAAAGAAAAAGAAGACGGGUUAAGGAUGGUUAUCCGACUUGGAGGCCCAACCGUGGUGGGUAAAGUAGUUUCGGAUACUGUAGGUUGUGGUUUUGGCGUUGAAGGAUAGGGGAUAAUCGGCAGCAUCUCGGUCCAACGCUCGUUGCUUAGUCUUGUAAGGAUAGGCCACACUUUGAGUCCAACCGUCAUGGUGCGAUGAUGCGUGGUCCACAAAAGGAGGUAUGUAGUAGUAAAUGGAUUCGCU